CAACAGUGCAACGAUGGCUCACGCACGUAUCGUUCGCCGCAGCUGACCUCCCUAAGCAAUUGAUGUUCGCUCCCUGACAGGCGAGAAAACACGAAGCGAACGCUGCUGAGAUUCAUCCGUCAAGUGCUGCCCCCGGUUGAUGCGUUGCGUUUCCCUCAGGUGUUUGCACGGCAGAUCCUUGGCACAGUUCGGAUGGAGCUCUGUCAGCCCGAGAGCCGUCCGAAAGAGAUGGCGGCGGAUCUGCACGGGGCAGGUGCUGCCGUCACAUUGGUGCAGGGGCUGGAGAGGCUCCACGUCCUGGACUUCGAGUUCAGCCUCUCAAGGAUGCAAGUCAUGCCCAUGUACGCCAGACAUUCAAACAAACUUUGCAGGAUGGAUGGGUGGUCAACGCAGUCAGCUACACAACACCCUCUGCAAAGACAGACAGUCGCUCUCUCCCUGACUCUGUCUGCUGUGGUGUGUUGUGGUGCAGCCUGACUGAGCUGCUGUCGGCCAAGCGUCCCCGGACGCCCCGACCCACAGGCACGUCCACACAGCACAGCACACGCAAAACUAAGGCGAGGCAAAGCACACAUGUACAGAAGCAAUGCUUCUUGUGCGCCUUUCCAGGGUCUGUGUGCGGCGUCGGCCUCAGCAGCAGCAUGGUGGCGACGGGAGAGGCCAAGAUGAGGGCCGUGCAGGGGCUCAAGAAUGAGCUGGAGGCCUUCAGGGAGGAAAUGAACAAACUACACAAGGCCAUCGAAGACGAUCUCGACAGACUGUAAGACAAAACCCCUCUCACUCAAACACAGACAAAGGGUGGAUGGAUGGACGAAUGGAUGCCUUCACGGUGUUUUUCUGGAUGUGUCAGGAGUGUUCACCUGCCCAUCAAGUCUCUGUGCCGCCUGCGGCAGAGCGACAUCCUGGGCUAUCUGACGUGCGGCGGCACACGUCACCCUCCCACACAGGCCAUCACUCUCCUCCAUCCAUCACCCACCCUCCCCCACACAGACCCGCCCAAAGAGCACAGCCACACGUCCAAGUCCCGCUACGCCAUCUGCUCGCCAGCCAUUGGCGACGACUCAGACCUCCUCAAGCGUGCACAGGACGCGGCCAACAAGGCCAUGCUCCGCCGACUCGAGGAGUUCAUCCGCGAUGAACGACGAGACACCGUCCGUCUCAUUACCCCACCCGCCCUGCAGCGGUACAGCCAGCAGCUGGCGGUGCUGGCUGGCCGUGUGCAGAGGGUGCGUGAGCUCAAGGUGGCCUUGCGGCAGUGUCUGGCCAAGGGGGUGGUGAUGGAGCUCCACCUGGACGAGGAGGGCCGGCCGACCAAGAAAGCCAAACAAGGUGGGGGUGGUGUCGGUGGUGGGGAUGAGGGGUAUCAUGGGGAUGACGAGAGCGGCGAUAUGGAGAUGGACGACGGGGAGCUGGUCGAGGACGAGUGCCGUGACGAGAGGGAGAUCAGAGGCUCGUUCGGUUCGCCGCCCCCGUGCCCCCCUCCCACACUCAUCGACGAGCCGCCCGAGACUGCACACAAGGAGGCAUCGGCCAGCAGCACCAAGACGAAGCUGCCCGAGCCCCCGAGCUUCUGCCGUCGGACCGUCAGCUGCCGUGAGGCCCUCAUCAACUCAGGCGAGAACCUGCGCCAGAUCCACCUCAUUCUCGACCUUGACGCGACCCUGGUACGCGUAUAUCAAAAGGAUUGUCCAAUCCCCUCUCUCUAUCGUUAUGCGUGUGUGUGUGUGUGUGUGUAUGUGAUUUCCUGCCUCUUGUCAGGUGCACGCCGACGCCGUUCAGGCCAUCGCAGUAGAGAAGCGCCGUCCCGUGCCGGACGCCUACCAGGUGCGUCUUCCCCGAAGGGUUUGGUUGAAUGGGCACAAACCCUGGGGGGUUACAACUGUCUUCGUUGUAUCAGGCUGACGACCCGCCCCCGCCCCUGUUCCAGCCGGCAUCGCGGCUCAAGCGCCUGUCACCCAGCAAGAGAGUGGCCGGCAAGGACGACGACGGUGCUGCCGUGGCUGCAUCGGGGGGCAAGGCGAAGACGCCCCGCGAUGUGCUCGAGGAGGCCGAGGCGAGGCUCAUCUCCAAGAAGGUGGAAUUCUUCGCAAAAGGCGCGUACGUCGACCGACUGGUGAGAGAGGGAGAGGGAGAGGGAGAUGGAGGGAUCAUGUGUUGGAUGAAUAUUAUUGCGUUCUCUUUGCCUCAGGUGGAGUAUCAGCUGUUUGUGCGUCCUGGCGUGGUGGAGUUGCUGCAGGAGGUGAAGCGUACACAGAGCAAGCAAGGCAAUCGUGUGUGUACUUACGUGUGUUGUGUCUGCGCGUGUGUGUCUGCGCGUGUGUGCAGGCGUUCCAGUGCCGUCCUGGCGACCGCGGGUUCUUCAAGGUCCACAUCUGCACACUCGGCAAGGAGGCCUACGCAAAGGUACGUGGGGACCACCACACACACACACACACACACACAGAGAGAGAGAGAGAGAACUGGAACAUCCCUCUCUCCCUGCCUCCCUCCCUCUUUCAACACAUGUCUGUGUCCCUCGAUGUCUUUCCGUCAGGCCAUUCAGAAGACACUCGAGGACAUGAUGAGUGAGACAGCGCCCAAUACACACUUGCCUGCCUGCACUAGUGGAAGGACACAUGGGUGUGGUGUGGUGCAGGAGACGCCGGUGUGCGCGACUUUGUGUUUGGCGAGUUGGUGGCGUACGAGCACUUCGAGCGGCACCACAAGAUUCAGAAUCUGCGGUCCACCUACUCCAGACCGUCCCCCGUCUACAAGAAGCUGUAAGUAAGGCACACUCUGACUGACACCGACACACGCCACGCCAGACAGCGAGACACAUACACACGCGCACUCACCCCACCCUGCACGUGUCUAUGGAUGUGUGUGUUGUGUGCAGUGCGGUGUUGGCUGAGAAGCUCAAAAUGAAGCUCUAUGACCUCCAAUGCAACGCAAUCAUCCUCGACGACUCGCCGGGCGUGUGGAUUGAGGAUUUCGCGGUAGGUAAAACUGACUGACGAGCCAAAACAUCCCACCCUGCCGCACAUUCUUGGUUGUGUGUCAUUCAGCAUGUGGUGCCGUCGGUGCGUUGGUGUCGCUGGCCGAGUGAUUUCAUGAGCCGGCAUCUGGCCUGGGCCAUCGAGGCGGACCCACCGCACACACAAUACGUCACCGACAGACAGCUAUACACGUGAGCGACCCAGCGAUACACACACAUCUAUCUAUCCAUCCAUCCAAGCCACCCAUCCAUCCGCCCUCUGUGGCUGCUUUGUCCCUCAGGUUUACUGAGUUGCUCAAGGAGGCUCGGACACAUCUGUUAGCCUCCCUCUGUCCACACCUGCAUGGCCUCAUCACUGGAUGGUUUAAUUAGGUUCGCGCCCGGCGGCAGCUGCGCCAUCACAGCCCUCAACCGCUCCAUCAGCACACACAUCAACCUCACCAUGACCGCACCCGAAGUCCCCGAAGGUCAGUCAAUCAAUCAAUCAGUCAGUCAGUCCCUCCCUCUCCGUCCAUCCACCCUCGUCCCCUUCUCUUUGUAUGUGUUCACAUGCAGGUAUGCGGGCGGUCCGUUUUGCCUUUCCCGAAGGAUUCGAGUCGACGAGGGAUCGCAAGGCCCUCAAAGAGUGGUCAGUCAUGGCAUGCCUCCUUCAGCGCGCACCCCAACGCAGCAGCCAUGUGUGUCUGUGGCGCAUACAAUGUCUGGCUGCAGGGUGCAGAGCCUCAUCGAGCGCUAUGGCGGAGGAGUCGUCGCGGUCGAGAAGCAUGGUAUUAUGCCUGACCCCCCCACCGCCCCACCAGCUGACACGUGUAUUUAUGUGUGUCUCUUGUUUCUCUCUGUCGUGCAGCUGACAUUGUCCUGCACGGUGACUACACUGGCCAUGGGCGGCUCCGUUGGACCUCUACUCGCUCCGAAACUGCCCACGGCCGGCCGACGGUGUCGGCCCGCGACAUCCACCUGGCGCUCACCAGCUUCACGACCCUGCCCGCCGUCCAGGCUGUCAUCGACGGGGUGCAGAGGCGUGACUGAGUAAAUGUAAUGUGUUGUGUGUUUGUACGUUGGACGUCAUGCAUGUAUAGGGGAGAGGACUUUCCCACCGACUGACCGACUGUGCGU
Molecule: messenger RNA, 4090 nt
Organism: Vitrella brassicaformis
Lineage: Eukaryota; Vitrellaceae
Source: the annotation of a GenBank genome assembly